Messenger RNA from Columba livia (rock pigeon), 967 nucleotides. It is a transcript of the gene ERG28, whose product is annotated as ergosterol biosynthesis 28 homolog. Lineage: Eukaryota; Metazoa; Chordata; Aves; Columbiformes; Columbidae. The coding region runs from base 123 to 545 and encodes 140 amino acids. The transcript has 4 exons. The record is from RefSeq and is a predicted model, not a curated record. Gene Ontology annotation, molecular function: protein-macromolecule adaptor activity. Gene Ontology annotation, cellular component: membrane; endoplasmic reticulum.
AGGCGGCGGCGUGCGCCGCGGGAGCGGGAGGGGCCCCGGUGGGAGAGCGCGGCAGGUGACGGGCUGCGCCGGGCGGUAUCCGCGGCGCGGUUGUUGCGGGCAGGAUUCGUGCCGCCGGGAGGAUGAGCCGGUUCCUAAACGUGCUGCGCAGCUGGCUAGUGAUGGUGUCGGUCAUCGCCGCCGGGAACACCCUGCAGAGCUUCCGCGACCACAGCUUCCUCUCGGAGAAGCUGUACACCGCCAGCCCCGGCCUCGUGAACGGGCUCCAGGCUCGGACCUUUGGCGUCUGGACCCUGCUGUCAUCAGUGAUCCGCUGUCUCUGCGCCAUCGACAUCCGCAAUAGGACCCUCUAUUACAUCACACUCUUCACCUUCUUUUUGGCUCUUGUUCACUUCCUCUCCGAGGUCUUCAUUUACCACACUGCAGCCUUGACGAUUGGAGUUAUGGCACCCCUCAUGGUAGCAAGUUUCUCUAUCUUGGGGAUGUUGAUUGGGCUGCAGUACCUGGAGGUAGAAGAACUGUCACAAAACAAGAAAAAAAACUGAAGCUGAGGGCCCUAUGUGGAUCAGCACUGUCUCCUAUCUUCACUGCCAAACUUCUACUAAAGCUCUGCUGAAUCAAUGUUGGACUCUGUCAAUCAUUCUUCAUUACCAAGUGUUUUCACUUGUCCAGGCAACAUUUUGACUGACUGAUGCUGAAGACCAAGUCCCAGAGGAGUUUGGCUGAAAGCUUGCGGGGGGCAGUGGGUGGCUGCCACCCUGGAGGACAGCAAGGAAUGUCCCAGGCAUGCCUAGAGCAUUAAGGACUUCUCUCCCAGUGUACCUGCAGGGAGGAGGUGUACAGCUACCCCGGAUCCACUGAACACUUCAGACUGGAAAGAGAGAACGUGUGUUAUCCCCACACCGUUGUGUAACUUGCAUGUAUGUGUUCCUCAGGGGCCAUUUCUAAUAAAUGAUGGAAAACUGCA